Molecule: messenger RNA, 2014 nt
Organism: Leptonychotes weddellii (Weddell seal)
Lineage: Eukaryota; Metazoa; Chordata; Mammalia; Carnivora; Phocidae
Source: RefSeq, a predicted model, not a curated record
CGGACGCCGGAGGAGAGCCGGCGGCUUGGAGCCGGGUGCGGAGCUCUUUGGCUGCGGCGCCUGUGAAUGAAGGAAAUAACUAAAAAUGACCAGUAGAAGACUCGAGGAGUCUAUGGGGGCCGUUCAGAUGGGGUUAGUCAGAAUGCUGAAAGGAUUCCAAAGCAAGGUUCUACCACCCUUGAGUCCAAGGGUCGUUACAAAAGAAGAAGCAAAUCGAAUGUUGACACCCUCGGAGUUCCUGAAGGAAAUGUCCCUCACCACAGAGCAGAGACUGGCUAAUACGCGGUUGAUGUGCCGACCACAGAUCAUCGAACUUUUAGAUAUGGGGGAAACAACGCAUCAAAAGAUUCCAAGGAUGGUCAAAGUUGUUGAGGAAAGUUCACCUUACUUUAAAGUCAUCAGCCCCAAAGAUUCUGGCCACAAAGUCGCUCCAGGAGUGCCAUCCAUAUUCCGAAUCCUCUUCACUCCAGAGGAGAACAAGGAUUAUGCCCAUAUGUUGACCUGUAUAACUGAAAGAGAAAAGUUCAUUGUACCCAUCAAAGCUAGAGGUGCACGAGCCAUCCUAGAUUUUCCUGACAUGCUGGAUUUUUCCACUUGCCCUGUCAAAUACAGCACUCAGAAGAUUCUGCUGGUACGAAACAUUGGCAACAAAGAUGCUGUGUUUCACAUGAAAACUCAUAGGCCUUUCUCUGUGGAGUCACCUGCCGGAACCCUUAACGUGGGGGAGUCCAUGCAACUGGAGGUGGAGUUUGAGCCACAGACUGUGGGCAGCCACAGCGAAAGACUUACCGUGCAUUACGACACAGGUGAAAAAGUCUUUUUAUCUCUGUAUGGAGCUGCCAUAGACAUGAAUAUAAGGCUGGACAGGAAUUCCUUGAUCAUUGAGAAAACCUACAUAUCUCUGUCCAAUCAACGAACUGUAACUAUUCACAACCGCAGUAACAUCAUUGCCCAUUUCCAGUGGAAGAUAUUUGCUACCCAGGAAGAGGAAGACAGAGAAAAGUAUAGGGUCUGUGAUGAUCUGAGCAAAAAGGAAAAGAAUGAGACCGAUGAGCUUCUUGAAGAGUGCAUUAUUGAUCCUUCCCUCCGAGAACAACUUUCCAUUCUCUCCCGCACCUUUGAGAAUCAGAGGAGGCUGGUUCAGGCAAACAGCAUGCUCUUCUUGAGUAACAUUUUCACUAUUGAGCCCCUGGCAAUACUAUCCAACAAAGGCAGCAUUGAUGCCCUCUUCAACGUGAUCCCUCCAACUUCGGCUUUGGGGGCCUGCUUUGUUUUCAGCCCCAGGGAAGGCAUCAUCGAACCAAAUGGAGUCCAGGCGGUCCAGAUCUCUUUCAGUUCUGCCAUUUUGGGGCACUUUGAAGAAGUGUUCCUGGUCAAUGUCAAUGGGUCCCCUGAGCCUGUGAAAUUGACCAUUAGAGGCUGUGUCAUUGGACCUACCUUCCAUUUUAAUGUUCCUGCUCUGCACUUUGGUGAUGUUUCCUUUGGCUUCCCUCAUACCUUGAUGUGUUCCCUCAAUAAUACCUCCUUGGUCCCCAUGACCUUCCAACUGCGUGUCCCUGGGGAUGGCGAUGGCCAUAAAAGCAUCUCAAGUUGCAAUCAGUAUUCAGACUACAAAAGAUCAUCUUGGAGCAAGGAUGAAAUACCCAUAAUGAAACCAAAAGAAUUCACCAUCACUCCCAGCAGUGGCACCAUCCGCCCCCAGGGAUUUGCCGCUAUCAGGGUGACCUUGUGCUCCAACACUGUGCAGAAAUAUGAGCUGGCGCUGGUGGUGGACGUGGAGGGCGUCGGGGAAGAAGUGCUGGCGCUCCUAAUUACCGCGAGGUAUCACACUCACCUGCUUUCUCUCUUCCCCAGCGUCCCCUGGGCCGCCAGUAACGGGCUGCGUCUCCUAGAGGCAGCAUGCCUGCAGUCAGUUCCCACUGCAUUUGUUCUGCUUUCCUGGGAAGGGAAGCUGAAUCUGAUAUUCAAACGACAAAGCUUUGGAACAGCCAACGGCACCUUUGGUGGAGAUUAG